UGGCGCCGCGCGCCCGCCGCUUGGGCUGUGGGAAGAGGAACCGAACUGGGCCUCGCAGCCUCCUGCUCUCGACUUUCCGGUCGGGAGCGCGCGGCGGAGCCGAGGCGUCUGUGCGGCGCCGCCAUGGGGAAGCGGGAUAACCGGGUGGCUUAUAUGAAUCCUAUAGCCAUGGCCAGAUCACGAGGUCCUUCACAGUCUGCAGGGCCAACAAUACAGGACUACCUGAACAGACCAAGGCCAACAUGGGAAGAAGUGAAAGAACAACUAGAAAAGAAAAAGAAAGGAUCAAGGGCAUUGGCUGAGUUUGAAGAAAAGAUGAAUGAGAAUUGGAAGAAAGAACUAGAAAAACACAGGGAGAAAUUAUUAGGUGGAAAUGAGAGCUCCUCCAAAAAGAAAGAGAAAAAGAAAAAGGAAAAGAAGAAAUCAAAUAGGUUGUCUUCAUCUUCCUCUUCUUCAUCAAGCUCUGAUUCUUCCAGCAGUUCAUCUGAUUCUGAUGAUGAGGAUAAGAAACAAGGGAAAAAACGGAGAAAGAAGAAGUAUCGCUCCUUGCGGAAAUCUUCUGAAAGCUCUACGUCUGAUUCUGAAUCAGACAGCAAGGACAGCACAAAAAAGAAAAAAUCAAAGGAAGAACAUGAAAGAGAAAAGGACAACAAAAGUCUGAGUAGGAAAAGGAAGAAAAUUGAUCGUGGGAAUGGACCUUUAUCAUCUGAGUCCUUAUCAGAGUCAGAUCCUACAGAGGAGGUGCAAGUGAAAAAGAAAAAAAACAGUGAAGAAAGAGAGAAAGUAACAGAUAAAACAAAAAAGAGAAAGAAGCACAAGAAACAUGGGAAAAAGAAGAAAAAGAAGACAGCUGGUUCAAGUUCAGAUUCAGAAUAACACUUAAAAAUCAAGCCUGUCCCUUCAACAAAAGUGCAAUGACUAAAGGAAACUUCAACUGUGAAAAUUUUCGCAAACUUUACCACACUGCAUGAGUUUUCCAGUGUUUUAGAAAUAUUACUAGACUUUCAAUAGCCAGCCAGGUGCUAAUGUGCCCAAAAAGUCCAUUGUUGUUGCCUGCUGCUUAAUACCUGGGGUACAAUUUUUUUUUUAAUUACAGUAGCCAGUGUUAGUUUAAAAUCAUGAGAUAGGGUGGUCCAGCUAAUAUGUAAAAUAUUAGGAAAUAGAGUGCAACUUUUAGAUACUAAAAAUAGUGUUUUAACAAGUAAGUAAUAUGGUCCAAUUUUUAAAUCUGCAGAAAUAAAAUCAAAAAUUCAUCUUGAAGAGGAAUAUAACAUAAGACUAUUGAUACUUGCUGACUACUAAUGCCAUUUGUGAAAUGGGAAUAGAAUAGUAACAAUUUUAAAGGUUACUUUUGUAGAAGUAUUUAUGAUAAUUUUGCCCUUUAUUUUCUUUUGGGAGUGUUACCAUUUUGGCUAGCUGAAUUAGGGUGCCUUUGAUCCUUGCAAAAUCUAACUAUUUUUAACAGUACAACAGCUAUAUUUCCUAGGGAGAUCAGAACUGGUAUCGGCAGGUUUUUCCUGAAUAAACAAUUCUGGGCCUCUAGCAUGUACUUCUUCAUUAAGUAAGAGCAGUGACACGCUGCAGCAUAACUUGACAUCCAAAAAUUAAAGACUUUACCUCUACUUUAUUGAAAUGAUGCUGAAUACUGUGCUAUUAAUAUGCAUUAUAUCAUUUAAAGUAAUUUUGAGUCUAACUGAACAUUUUUGGCAAACACUGGUAGCUUUUUUCCUUUGCAUUGCCAUUGAGAUAUUUAGAAUUAUUUUGUAUGUUUUGUACCAUUUUUAAAUAACGUACAGGUAUUCAGUUGUAACUAGUGAUUUUUUUUUAAUGAAUUAUGUUCCAGAUGUGGAGUUUCAUGUAUGUGUUUACUUUAUUCUUAUAGUAAGUUCAUUUGCUGUGAUAAAAUGCACACUUGCUGAAAAUAUUUAGCAUGUAAAAAGCAGGGUUUUGAUAUCUAACAGCUUCAUAUUGAAGCUGAUUUUACUCUAAGCAAGUUCAGUGGCAGACCUGUUAUGCGGAUGUGUCUUGUUAUAUAAAACUACUGCCAGAAUCUCAGUAAAGAUACUCUUUAAAAAGUU
Messenger RNA from Gopherus flavomarginatus (Mexican gopher tortoise), 2078 nucleotides. RefSeq names its product family with sequence similarity 133 member B (gene FAM133B). The transcript is spliced from 11 exons. NCBI's taxonomy places the organism in Eukaryota, Metazoa, Chordata, Testudines, Testudinidae. The coding region runs from base 124 to 876 and encodes 250 amino acids. The record is from RefSeq and is a predicted model, not a curated record.